Cloeon dipterum is the source of this 3391-nucleotide messenger RNA. RefSeq names its product insulinoma-associated protein 1b-like. The record is from RefSeq and is a predicted model, not a curated record. Gene Ontology annotation, molecular function: DNA-binding transcription repressor activity, RNA polymerase II-specific; RNA polymerase II cis-regulatory region sequence-specific DNA binding. Gene Ontology annotation, biological process: negative regulation of transcription by RNA polymerase II; neuron differentiation; regulation of cell cycle process. Gene Ontology annotation, cellular component: nucleus; transcription repressor complex. The transcript has a single exon. NCBI's taxonomy places the organism in Eukaryota, Metazoa, Arthropoda, Insecta, Ephemeroptera, Baetidae. Bases 70 to 1200 code for a protein of 376 amino acids.
UCGCUCCGCUGAAUCAUUGCCCCCGCAGAAGUCGAGGUGGCUGCGUCGCCCGCUCCGACCGCCAGAAGCAUGCCGAGGGGCUUUCUAGUCAAGCGGCAGCCGGAGCAGCCAGACCCUGGCUACCACAGCGACCACUCGGACGACACGCCACACGACCUGAGCAAGAAGUCCAGCAGCCACCAGGUACUACACCCGACGGCGGUGAUCCACCCGUACCCGCCGCCGGGUCUGUUCGCGCCCCAUCUACACCCGAUGGUGGUAGAGCGGCUCCAACACCAUUUUUACCCUCCGAGCGAACUGUACCCUGAGUACUACCACCUAUACCAGCCGCUGCGGCCGGUGCAGCCGCCCGUGCAGCCGGCCGGCCUGCUGCUCGACCUGACCAUCAAGGCAAGCACACCCAUCACCCCUCCGGCCACCCCUUCGCCGGUCAGCGCCGCACUCACCACUAACAGCCACCACCACCAGCAGCAGCAACAGCAGGGUGGAAACAGCGGUGCCAAGCGCAAGUUGGAUACCCCCGGCAAGGCGGCCGCGGCGGCCAGCCCCAGCAAGAAGCAGAAGGCGGCCACCAGACGGCUGCACUUUGACGAGGACAAGAGCUCGCCGGUGUCCGGCACCAUCAUCAAGGAGCUAAACGCCGACGACCCGCCCCUGGUGGUGCGCAAGGGUGACAUCGACCCCGCGUUUAACGUGGUCGAGGUCACCGAGGAGGCUAAGGCCGAGCUGGCAAAGAUCGAGAACCGCAUCGGCGACUACAUCUGCAAGCUGUGCUGCGAAAUGUACGACGACGCCUUCAUGCUGGCGCAGCACCGCUGCUCGCGGAUCGUCCACGUCGAGUACCGGUGUCCCGAGUGCGACAAGGUCUUCAACUGUCCGGCCAACCUGGCGUCGCACCGGCGGUGGCACAAGCCACGCCAGCCUCCCUCCGGCGAGCCCGUCGACCUGGCCAAGAAGGCUUCCAGCUCUGACAGCUCCUCAGAGCCGGAAGACUCGUCCGAGCAGCAGUUCCCCUGUGAUGUGUGCCACAAGCGCUUCCGGCGGCAGGCGUACCUGAGGAAGCACCAGGCCACACACGGCCCGGCCGCCACCGCCACCGCGUCCUCCGUGCCAGGCCAGACGUCCCUCUGCGCCGCCGUGCCCCACCUUUCGGCCUUCCAGCCGCUCAUCAAGCCCGAGACGAUGGUGCUGGCCGACUGACACAGGCACCACUACUGGACUGCCUUCUGGCACCACCACCACCACCAACAGCAGCAGCAGCAACAACAGAAGAAUUUGCUUUGAGGUGAAGUCUUGGUUUUACAAUCUCCCACGAAAACAUUUGCCUAGUCUGUCCUCUAGUCAUGUAUAAUUUUAAGAAAAGGGCCAGUUGCUAGUCACUUUUACGUAACCGAUGCUAGUCGCUGUAUUGUUUAAAAAGAUGAGUCUCUCUUUACCUGAUGCUAGUCAAAGCUUUAAGUCAAUUAGUUACGAUUAAGGUUUGCUUUUUUCAAAGUUUUAUUUGUUUUGAAAAUUUUCUAGUCAUUUGUUGAAGUCAGUUUUGAAGAAAGCUUUCUUAAGAUCUCGAAAUGUAGUAGUAUAUUCGCGUGAAUCUAGUCAGUUUUCUUAUAUUAGGACCCGAUCUCAAAUAUAGAGUAUAUUAGUCAGUCGAUUCUAGUCUCAAGAUCUCGUUUCUCGAACGAUCUCACUCAAAAUUCAGUCAUUGAAAUUCCCCUAGUCCCGCUUCUAGUGUAAUCGUCACAUCAGCCAUAAUGAUCUCGUACCAUGAAAAUAUGUAACAGCUCUUUAGUCAUUCAAAUUAGUCAUUUGAAUUUUCUAGUCAAUGAAGUUUUAUCUCAACUAGUCAAGCAAUUAUAAAAUUUAAUCUUUAUUUUUCAUUCAUUCUAGUCCAAAACGAAGUAAAUUUUAACCUGAUAAAAUAUUUCGCUGAUGUGCCAAAUUUCAAUCGAAUUUAUCGACCAGCGUCGAAAUCUAGUCCUAAAUUUUAGUAUUUUAUCUCGCGGGAGCGCCUGUGCCUCGUCCGCGAUGCCACCUGCGGCACGGCUGAGCGCAACUGGUUGCAUACUUUCCGCGCUCGCAAGCGUUUCUCCGCAGUUGUUGCUUUAUAGUAAAGGAUUAUUUGGAAAAAAUCGAUCCGUGCCAGAAAGAGGCGACCAAAGAGUUACAAAAUGAAUAUAUUUAAAGUUUGCUUUAUAAUUGAAAUGUUGCGCGUCUAGUCGACAAUUUUAGUUAUAAAUCUAUUCAAGUGUAAUUAAAGUAAGUGUAUUAAUUUUCAGUUUAUCUUAUUUUGAGUUCAGUGGUUUUGCCGGUUUUCGCUGCAAAAGCGAAAACAGAAAACCGUGGAUCUAAGCUGCCAUGACAUUAAUUUUAAUUAUCAUGAGAGGUGGUAAAGUUAGUUACCAUGAAGCUACACGCGCAUCUUAGUAGAUUGCUGUCAAGUGUAAAUUGUCAGUUUGAUUCCUGCAGUGUUAAGUACUUAAACUACACGCGAGCCAUGUCCGGUCAUUGGAUGUGCCAAUUGUCUUUCAAACUAGUCACGUAGGAAUAUUAUGCAUAGGAUUUUUUAAUUGCAAUUUCGACAUUUAUUUUCUCCGUUCUCCAAUCGAUGAGUUCUCUAGUCAGAAAACUUCAGUCAGUUGAGAUCAGCCAAAGUACCAGAAAUUUUCAGACUUUCUGGUAUUUACAAAUCGAGAGCUGAUCAACGAUCUCAGUCUGAUGUGCGUAAAUGUCUAAGAAUCUAUUUGUAAAUUAAUGGUUAGUUAUUCAAUAUAAAAUAAGGCCCAAAAAGGAAUUGCCGUCACAGAUUUUGUUGUAAAAUAUAAUAUGUCACCCCCACCAAAACGCAUUGUGUAAUAUACUGUAACUCUUUACCAUUCGUGGCAUUUGUGCUAAACAGAAGUGUUAUUGUUGUAAAUUGAAAGUAAAAUAUUUGUGAAGGCUGUAUAAAAAGGCAAGAAAAACCAAGACUUCUCCUCGAAAAUGUGUUGUAAGUUUAACGCAUUGUUCAUCGCAUAUAAUUAAAAAGAUUGUGCUAAGUGUAAAUACAAAAAAAUUCCCACUAUUAUCCUUAAUGUACUAAAAUGUGUAGGGACUCUACAACCUCGUAAUUUCAUUUCUGUAUAUCUGCUGACAACGAUUGCAAUUGAAUUGCUUUAUAUCACACCGUCUUUUGAUUUUAACUUUAAUAUUGUACUGCGUAUGAAUUUUCGAUACUUUAAUAAGGUUGUGUUGGACAUUGUUUUCGUGCUGCAUUUUACAAAAAGAAAAGAUUGCACAUAUUGUUCACCUUUAUAUUUAUUACGAAAAAAUUUUGUGUGCUAUCUCUUCCGCUUUUUAACAAUUUUUGUGUUCGUAGAGAAAAUAAAAUGAACAUUCUUCAUGUAAUUAAGAA